Molecule: messenger RNA, 9821 nt
Organism: Polistes dominula (European paper wasp)
Lineage: Eukaryota; Metazoa; Arthropoda; Insecta; Hymenoptera; Vespidae
Molecular function (GO): protein binding
Source: RefSeq, a predicted model, not a curated record
AACGUCGGGACGCCUUGGAACCUGUCAGCUGAUGUGCAUCAAGAUGCAAUUACGGUUUCGUCGUGAGCUUUGACAGUAUAUUUUGUUUGUUGCAAUAUAUAUACAUAUAUAUAUUAUCAUUACUCGCAAAAUCUUAUUGUUUAUUUUGAAUGUUAUUUUAUUGUCAGUGCAUACUGUGUAGUAAAGUGUUUUUUAAAUAAGGUUAUUAGAAUUGGAUCAAUAAAGGAUUUUAUACAAGCUUGAAAGGUUUAUAAUACAAGAGAGCUAAGAUGUCAUUAAGUGCAGAUAUAUCCACGGCCCUUCACUUGCUCGAGCAUAUUCAAGAACGUGUAGAGGAUUGCGAUGAUCCUAAAUUGCGAAUGUAUACCACCCAAGAUCUCCAAUCGAUGAUAUCCUUAUUGGAAGAUCCUGUAUUCCGAAGUAUAGUUACAAUACAAGAUUCUUUGCUCGAAUUAAAUAGUCAACUAGGACAACAUCCUUCUAUUCUUCCUGGAGAUUUUGAUAUUAAUAUCAGUGGGCAUUUAGAACUUUCGGUUCCAAAUACUCCUGUGCAACCCUUAGGACCAAUUACGUAUCAAGAUUUAUAUCCGGAUAGUAGUGAAUUGGACGAUCAAAGAGUUCCUAUUGCUCCAUUGUUACAUAGCAGCAGCGAAGACACCAGUGCACAGGUUACAAGUCCUAGUCUGGUUUCAGAAGUUAUGGGAAUGCCACCUAUAACGACCCCAACCUACGCCAAAGAGUUCAAAAAGGUGAUAGAGGCUGCUGCGAGAGGACGUCAAAUAUGCACAGUGCAGUUAUACAAACCAGAAGGCACUAGUUUAGGAUUCAGCGUGGUUGGUCUCCGCAGUAAAGACAAGGGCGAGCUUGGUAUAUUUUUACAAGAAAUUCAACCAAACGGUAUUGCAGGCUGCGAUGGUCGUUUGUUAGAGGGUGAUCAAAUCCUUGCGAUAGAUGGUCAACCAUUGGAUUCAAAUAUUUCACACGAGCAAGCAAUUUCGAUUCUUCAGAAAGCUCGCGGUUUGGUCGAGUUGGUAGUGGCAAGAAGCAACCAAGACGUUGGGAAUUCUUUGCCGACGGAUGAAUUGUCCGGAGGUUCGAGUUCAACAGCGGCCGCAGGAGGAGCAGCAGCUGUUGGAGGAGCUGCCAUCAUCGGUGCUGGUGUUGGUGUUGUUGCUGUUGGUGGUGGUGUUAGUGGUGUUAGUGGUGCCUGUCUUGUUGGAAACAACGGAAACAAUAACAACAACAAUAAUAAUAUUAAUAAUAAUAUUAACAACAAUAAUAUCAACAACAACAACAUCAACAACAACAACGUUAACAACAAUAAUCAAAUUGGUUCGGAUAAAGAUCAAUCGGUGUCAGUAUCGUCAAUUGUUACACCAAUACCAACACCUAAAUCCAGUCAACCUAACAGUACAACUUCUGCAACAACACCUACGCCAACACCUACACCUAUACCUACACCUAGUUCAACACCUGUACCACCAACCACUGGCACCGGUCACGGAGGCCUCGUCAUCGAAAGAAGCCCUUCCGCUGUCAGCGACGCCUCCAGGAGUGGCCCUGACAUGGUGCUGAACACGGAAUGGGCACAAGUAGAAGUGAUAAACCUUAUCAAUGAUGGCAGCGGUCUUGGAUUUGGGAUUAUCGGAGGCCGUAGCACAGGCGUCGUCGUCAAGACCAUUCUUCCUGGAGGCGUUGCCGAUCGGGAUAAUCGGCUCCAAAGCGGGGACCAUAUACUCCAAAUCGGGGAUGUCAAUCUACGAGGAAUGGGAAGCGAACAGGUUGCAGCUGUUUUACGACAAUCAGGAACACACGUGCGUCUCGUUGUCGCAAGACCAGUUGAACCAACUUCUCCAGAUUUUCAGGCAAUUGGAAGUCAUGCACCAAUCGUCCCAACGAAGAUCCUUGGUGACCCAGACGAAUUGGAAAGAUACCUGGUCCACAGUGCACCUGAGACCUACAACAUACGACACGUACAGGGUGGUGAUGCCAGUUACGACAACGGGUAUAUGUAUUCGCAGGAGUCCGACGCAAGAACCAGUCUCAUCAUGGAUGUGGUACCCAGACGCAACCCCGUACCAAUUGGAGCGAUGCCAGUUAUACCAACGAUACCACCGGUACAAAUUCCUGAACUACCGGUCCUCAGCAUGGAGGCCAUCGAUGUUAAUUCACUGCCAGAAAUGGAGCGUUUCACCGUCGAGCUUAAGAAGGAUAUUUACGGCCUUGGGAUCACUAUAGCCGGCUACGUUUGCGAGAAGGAGGAACUUUCGGGCAUCUUUGUCAAGAGUAUAAGCGAGGGUAGCGCGGCAGACUUAAGUAAUAAGAUACAAAUAAACGAUAGGAUAGUCGAGGUGGAUGGUCAUUCUCUACAGGGUUAUUCGAAUCAUGAGGCUGUUGAAGUUCUUCGAAGUACCGGGCAGAUCGUUAAACUCUGCUUGGAAAGAUAUUUACGUGGACCAAAGUACGAACAACUUCAACAAGCGAUUGCUGCUAGCGAACUGAGAUUACCCCAACCAAGUUCUCCAUCUAUAACGAGCCUACCAAGUUUUCCGAUAAGUGCAGAUGGCGAGACUACUACCGAGAUAGAACCUGAAGGUGAAUCGCAUACGACCGUUGACAGUGCAAUACUUCAAGAAGCAGAUCAUGAAAGUACAACGGAAGAAUUCGAUGAAGCUACCAACGUUGAAGCUCUUCUAAGCGAUCCUUCCAGCGAAUUAACACCGCAAAUUCGUGCAGCAAUUAAAUCCAAAUGGCAAAAGAUUGUAGGACCUGAUACUGAGAUAGUGGUAGCACAAUUGAAGAAAUUUGCAGAGGGUAGUGGUCUUGGUAUUAGUUUAGAAGGUACAGUUGACGUUGAGAAUGGUCAAGAAGUGAGGCCUCAUCAUUACAUUCGUUCGAUUCUACCUGAAGGUCCUGUCGGUAAAAAUGGUACCUUACGAUCUGGGGAUGAAUUGUUGGAAGUAAAUGGUUAUCGUUUGCUCGGGAUAAAUCACAUGGAAGUAGUUAGCGUUUUAAAAGAAUUGCCUAUACACGUUCGUAUGGUUUGCGGAAGAAAUGUGGCCUCCCAGGAUCCGUUGUGUCCUAUUGACACUGCUCAACAUCAAGCAGCAUUUCAGACCAGAAGUAUUCUCGGUGGAUCCCUUCAAAAUCUUCUACCAACAACGGAUCGACUGGUAAAGGCGAAAUCUGAUGGAUCCUUGGCUUCAACUACAACAACCGCAACCGUGACUGACGCUAGCUUGAACAAAAUGAAGUCACGAUCAUUGGAGCCAUUGACGGGCUUAGCUAUGUGGAGUUCAGAGCCGCAAAUUAUCGAGCUGGUUAAAGGAGAGAGGGGCCUUGGGUUCUCCAUUUUGGAUUAUCAGGAUCCAAUGAACCCCAACGAAACUGUGAUAGUAAUAAGAUCACUCGUUCCUGGUGGUGUGGCUCAAGUCGAUGGUAAACUUAUACCGGGUGAUCGUCUUCUGUUCGUGAACGAUAUUGCUUUAGAGAAUGCUACUCUCGACCAAGCUGUGCAGGCCCUUAAAGGUGCACCCAAAGGAACCGUACGCAUAGGAGUGGCCAAGCCGUUACCAAUACCAGAUAGUAUCGUACAGAGGGUACCACCGAUCUGUACGGUCCGACGCAGUCGAAGUUUCCCGAACGAUGAGAGUGAAACAACCGAUCGUGCUGCAGAUUUUGAAGAUUUCUUAUCAUCCAGAUCAGGUGUGACCGGUGUUUCAACGGAGCAGCAGCAAGAAAGAAAGGAAGACGAUAAUCAAAGAUCUCAGAAACAACAUCAGCAAGAUCAGCUGAAACGUGACGAAAAACAAGAAAAUGAAGAACAGGAAGAAGAAGAAGAAUCAGUAAAAUGUGCGUUGGUGUUGAGUGUGGAGGAGAAGGAGGAGGAGGAGGAGGAGGAAGAAGAAGAAGAGGAUCAUUGGAAAGAUGCAUCACCGUUAACCCCAAUUUGUAGUCCUACGAUGAAAAAACAAUUAAAAAUUACAUCAAAGAAAAAAGAAGAAGAAGAAGAAGAAAUGGAUUAUACUUCAAGAAAAUUGUACACACGUACACUUCCAGCGAAAGAAGAGGAAGAUGAACAUGAGGAGGAGGAGGAGGAGGUGAUCAUACCAUCUGCUGCUUUUGUUGCUGAGACUAUAUCGAUGAUUAAAAAGAAAGAUAGAAAAGAAAUUGAUGAGAUUUCAGACGUGAUAACAAGAAUCGAACAACAAGCUGCACCUAAAGUUAAGUUAAAGAAGAAAAAGGAAGAAGAAGAAGAUGAUGAUGAUGAUGAUGUUAAAACAAAAGAUGGAAUUGCUAUAAAAGAAAAGAUACAUAAAGAUAAGGAUAAAAGUAUUGAUUUAUCUGAUAUGUCGUCAACGUUGAGAAAAAAAAUAAUACCAUCAGAUGACAAAGAUACGAGUUAUAAUAAUUUAGAGUCAAGGCCACAACCAUCAUCAUCACAACAACAAGAACAACAGCAACAACUGGUAGCCUCGAGUGAAACGUUGGAUAAAUCUGAAGAAUCGUCGGAUAAAAUUUUCAAGAAAAGAAUAAGAAGUGAGAAAGAUGAUGAUGGUGGUCAUGGUGGUGGUUCUUCUGGUGUUAAAAGAAGAUCAAAGAGGAGAUGUGACGUUGGAGAGAGGGAUAGAAGAUCUAAAGAUGAGGAAGAUAGAAAAAUGAGUAGUAGGAGAAGGUCCAGGGAGGAGAGGAAAAGUUUAAAAGAACAGGAAUGCAUUGAGAGGGUCACUCAGUAUCUUAGCAAGCAUAGAUCGUUAACAACAUUUACCGAUCCUUAUUCUUAUUCGACAUUUGACGAGGACAGUUCGUUGUUACGCAGUUUGGACGACGAAAGGAAGAAACGAAUUGAACGUGAAGCUGCUGAUAAAUUAAAAGAACAAGAAGACAAGGAUGAAGAAUUAAAAUUUGAAGAAGAAAUAAUCGACGAAUUUAGAGAAAUAGAACAAGAAAAAGAUAAAACUAGUACAAAACACGAACACUGUAAAUUGAUUAAAACAAUUGGUGACGAACAAAUGAUAAGUGGUGUACAUUUAUCGGUGGAUUCUAUUAAUUUUCGAGUGUUAGAUACUAGAGGAUUAUCAGCGGAAUAUUUAAAUAGAUCAUUAAAAACUUCAAUAUCCGAUACGGAAGUAAUGAAAGCUGCUACUGAUACUACUACUACUACUACUAUUAAACCAAGAGCAAGUUCGUUGAGAAAAAGGAAAGUUACUGUUUCAAGUGAAUCUUCGAAAGAAUCUCUUUUGGAAGAAUCUAAGAAAGAAGUUAGAAUAAGGGAAACUGUACAAGAGAUAUUUUUCGAGGAUAAUAAUGAUCAAUUGUGUUCUAAUUAUCAAUUACCGGAAGUACAAUUGGUCAAAGCUAGGAUAAUUACUGCAGAAGAAGCAACACUCGUUAGAUUGGAAAAUACCGAUGUGAAUAAAGUUGAAGUUUGUUCACCUGCCGAAAUUAUUGUCGUUAAACAACCAGACGAUAUUUCGCAAAUGGUUGUUGAAAUUAAUAAAAAAAAAAGAUUUCAACUUCAAUUACCAACGUUGGGUAAAUCAACGUCGGAAAAUAAAUUGACGGAUGACGGUGAGGAUGAAUUGGACGAUAACAAAGUUUCGGAAAGAAACAUUAAACCUGAAAUACUUUUGGAUCUAUCCAAAGUAUCGGAAUUAGUUGAUGAUACUGUUACCAAGACUGACAAAGAUAAGGAUAAUAAAGAUAAAAAGUUACUCAGUAGGACAGGUAGUGAAGGUUCAAAGAGAGGAUUUACCGGUGCGAAAAGUAAAUUCCUUGAUCAACAACGUGUAAUUGCACCUAUUAAGGUUGUUAGUGUACUAUCAUUGCCUAGUGAACCGGAACCGGAACUUACAACUUUGCCAAAGGACCAUAUAGUGAUUCAAAAGGAACAUUAUGAAUUAGGAGACGACAAAUCAAUCAACGAGUUCGCUAAUAAUGAAUCAAGAUUACAAGAACGUCCAGACGACCAGGAGGAUAAAAAACAACAACAAUCCCAACAACAACAGCAGCAAGAACAACAACAGGAAUUAAAGAAAGAAGAAGAAGAAGUCAAAUUAGAAGACGUUAUCAAGGAUAAAAAGGAAGAGUUAGGUGUAAAGGAUUAUGAAGAAAUCCUCCAGCAGCAGGAGGAACUUCUUCUGCUGGAGGAAGAUGAAAUAAUCAAUUGUCAAGAGGAAGAUAAUUUGAUAAGUAAAGAACAUUCUUUGGAAUAUCAAAGUCAAACUUUGGAAAGUCAAUUGGAAUCAAUUGUACCACCAUCAUCACCAUCACCACCACCAGUUGUAUCGGAACAACCACCAGUUGUAUCAGAACAACCACCAGUUGUAUCAGAACAACCACCAGUUGUAUCAGCACCACCACCACCGGUUGUACCAAGGAAUUUCUUUAAAUCUGUACCGGACAGUUGGAAACGUGAGGUUUGUGAGGACAGUUUUGAAGAUAUACAACGUAGUUACAAAGAAACGCAAUAUUCGCCACGAGAAAAACGUGAAGUUGAAACACAAACAAUACAAGAGACCAAAAGUACACAGUGUAGUCCCGAUCAAAGUUUAUCGAGUACCACAACUGCUGAGAUAUUCGAGACCGCCGGUUUUCACGUGGCAUUGAGAUUUUAUCAAAGUCCUAAGAGAGAAGUACAAACUCAAACACAAGGUGAAAGUAAAAGCGUUCAAUGUUCAUUGGACGAUUUUAUUUACAACAACGAAUUAUCGUUGGAUCCUAAUCGUAGUUUCGUUCAAAAAACUAAGGACAAUUUGUUUCUCGUUAAAUCGGAUAGAAUACAAAUUCAAGAAUCUAAAUCUAUUCAGUGUAUACCGGGUGAUAUAUUAUUAUCAACUGAAACACCGUCCAAAUUUGUAGAAGAUAAAGAAGACGACGAACGAGAAAAACAAACAAGUAAAAAGAAAACAAAGAAAGAAGAAGAAGAAACUUUUAGUCCACGUAAAGAAGUUGAAGUUCAAACUUAUCAAGAAUCCAAAGCAAUUCAAUGUACCGAUGAAGAAUUCUCAUCUUACGAAUCACCACAACAACAACGUCAAUUAGAAAGAUCAUCUACGAGUAGACCAAUUACCCUAACAACAACAACAACAACAACAACAACAAUCACUACUGGUAUUAAAAAAGCCGAAACUUCGGUUUCACCGUCACGUAAAUUAACAACUGUUGUAUUCGUCGAGGGUAAAACGAUCAUGACGGUCACGCAAAGAGAUCACGAUGGUAACGUUGCAUGGUCAAAUCAUUGGGGUCCUGAAAGGCUCGUCGAAAUUUAUAGGGAACCCAAAACAAGUUUAGGACUUAGCAUCGUUGGUGGGAAGGUCGACUUACACAAUGGCAGCUCCAGUAAGUCGCAGAAUAUUUCUGGGAUAUUUAUUAAGAACGUUUUGCCUAAUAGUCCUGCUGGAAGAACUGGAGACUUAAAGAUCGGUGACAGAAUAAUCGAAGUGGACGGAGUGGAUCUGCGAAAUAGUACACACGAACGAGCGGUCGAGGUCAUUCAAGCUGCCGGAAAUCCUGUCUGCCUCCUCGUCCAAUCUCUGGUGCAUCUGACUACCGAGAACGAAAGUCAUUCGCAAGAUGGAAAAAGUAAAAAUCGGUUGCCAGUUUCUGGUGUAGCUCCAGGUACACCCACUGCAUCAUUUCGACAAAAACCUUCACCGAUUUCACCUGCCAGAUCAAUCACGCCGGAAGUAAUUCAGAGUGGAAUUGAAGAUAGUGAGAAAACUCCAUCGAGGGAUUUUAAAAGGCAAAGUAUAAGAAGCACAGAUGGCGCUGGUCCUAGCGCAAGAAGAUCCUCCAUGAAAAAAUCAAUACGUAAAAAGGCGCCAUCGCCGCCAUCGAAUCCAGGAAUACUUCGUGAAGUUAGUGAAGAACGAGAUGAUCAUGUUGCACCACCUCAACAGGUGCAAAAACCUCCUACGAAGAAAUAUUCUUCGGAGGAGAGUUCUGAAGAAGAGGAUAUUCGUGAAUUGGAGGGUAAUGUUUAUACGAAGGGGGGAAUGGAGAUAUCCAGAAAGAGUGCUGCCAACGUGAAAAGAACGAAAGCUGAGAUAGAUGCUGAUCCAGAAGAAGAAGAUGAAUAUGGAUACACCGGCAUGAAAAUACAAAAGAAAUAUCAUAAUCUGGGUCACAAGGUGUUAAUGGUGAAAGUAGAAAAGGAACGGGGUAGUUUAGGUAUAUCACUUGCCGGACACAAGGAUAGAAAUCGAAUGGCUGUUUUCAUUUGUGGAAUUAAUCCAAAUGGUGCUGCUCAUAAAGUUGGUGGUCUUGCAGUUGGUGAUGAAAUACUCGAAGUGAAUGGUAUGGUAUUUAAAGGAAGAUGUCAUUUAAACGCUUCAGCCUUGAUAAAGGGUAUGGCUGGUACAUGUUUUAAAAUCAUCGUUCAUCGGAAAACACAAGGUGCUGAUGAUGUCGCAGUAAAACCAUUGAUUUCAUUUCCACCAAUUUUGGAUGAGAGCGAGCAAUUUAGUGGAUACAAAGGGGUCCGUGUUGUUCCAGUAAAAAAGGGACAAUACGGUCUUGGCAUAAUGAUCAUCGAGGGUAAGCACGCCGAAGUUGGCCAAGGAAUAUUCGUCUCUGAUAUUCAAGAAGGCAGUGCUGCUGAACAGGCCGGUUUGCAAGUAGGUGAUUUGAUUCUUGCCGUUAACAUGGAUUGUCUACUUGGUUCAACUUAUGACGAGGCUACGAGUCUCUUGAAGAAGGCCGAGGGCGUAGUCAAGUUGACCGUUUGUAAUCCGAAUCAAAGUAAAAUUGGUCAGGAUGGUAAAGAAAUCAAAUCUCCCGAAUCAGAAGUUAAACCAGUGGAAAAGAAAGAGCCAGAAAAACCUAAAGAACCAGAACCACCACAGGAUCCAAAAGAUUGUAAAAUACAAGUUAAUAAGGACACUACGAUAGAAUUUCAGAAAGAAAAAGACAAAGGAAUUGGUUUUACUAUAACUGGUGGUAGCGACACACCUAUGGGUGGCGUAUUUAUUCUCGAAGUAUUUCCGGAUGGGGCAGCUGGAAAAGAUGGCAGAUUGCAAGCUGGGGAUCAAAUUCUUGAUAUAUGUCAAGAAAGUUUCAAAUCUAUAGAACAUGAACAAGCUCAUACAGCAGUAAUGAAAGUUACGGGAACAAUAGUCAUGGUGGUACAUAGAAGUGAUAAACCAUCGGAAGAAUUGGAAGUUGAAUUGCAAAAGAAAUCAGGAAAAGGAGCUGGUCUCUGUUUGACCGGAUUUAAAAGUGGCAAGGGUGCUUACGUCUCAGAUCUGUUACCUGGUGGUAGUGCUUUAGAAAGUGGAAAAAUAUGCAAAGGUGAUCGAGUAGUUGCCAUUUGCGGACAAGAUGUUCGUGAAGCACCUGUAGAGGAUAUAGCAGUUCACAUCAAAGUUUCUAAUCCGGUGCAACUCAAAUUGGCCAGGUACAAGUCCGCUAAGCAAUGACAGGGUUCUGCGGGCGGAACUCUAAAAUCGUAUAAGAAAGAAAUAAAAAGGAGAAUAAUUCACCGACAACGUGGAUAAUACUAGUGUGAUAUAAUAUAUAACAAAAAAUAUAACAUAUAUAUAUAUAUAUCUAUUCUUAAAAAGCUAAUAAGCUAAUUUUGAAUGACAAAAAUAUAGGAUAUUUAAACUAAUAAUAAGUUAAUUAGGAUUCCGGGCGAUUUUUCUCCUUUUUUUUUUUAUUUUUCUUUUUGUUUUUUUUUUUCUUUUUUCCAAAAGUAACACGAUCAACAACAAACGAUAAACAUAACCACAAGUAACGAACAUAACAAAUAAAAAAUACAUUCAUAUCAUCCAAAAGGGAUCGUUUGUUUGAUCACUCAGCUGAUUUAUAAGAAAAAAAAA